This is a messenger RNA of Ixodes scapularis (black-legged tick), 447 nucleotides long. RefSeq lists its product as uncharacterized. NCBI's taxonomy places the organism in Eukaryota, Metazoa, Arthropoda, Arachnida, Ixodida, Ixodidae. The record is from RefSeq and is a predicted model, not a curated record. The coding region runs from base 1 to 447 and encodes 148 amino acids. The transcript is spliced from 4 exons.
AUGAUUGCCCUCUUCUUGGGAAUUCUUUUCUUAUGUCACAACCAGGCUACUUUAUCUCAAAAUUGCAGCGGCGAUUAUCCUGAUGCCAACGAGGUUAUGGAGAAGCUACCUGAAACAUUCAUGCUUCAGUCCCUUCGAGAUUUUCCGCCUUUAACAUGUGGCUACCAACAUUUCUACAACGAGACCCUGGGAGCUCAGACUUACAGAAAAUAUGAUCUUAAAUUUUAUAUCCCAGAAGGCAGCUUUAGUAGACCUCUAUAUGUAAAAAAUGUGACUGGGUACAAAAUAUUUUUGGGCAAGCAACCAGCCUGUUACCUGAUGGUCACAAAAACACACUUUUCUCAACCACCAGGAAUAUGCCAACAAAAAUUCAAAGAGUACUGCAAAGGUGCUGCGUUCAACUAUACGAUAACAACUAACUGUUCUUCUACAGAGAACCUGAUCUAA